Mercenaria mercenaria is the source of this 2497-nucleotide messenger RNA. Its product is annotated as transcription initiation factor TFIID subunit 6-like. The transcript has 5 exons. Lineage: Eukaryota; Metazoa; Mollusca; Bivalvia; Venerida; Veneridae. The record is from RefSeq and is a predicted model, not a curated record. Gene Ontology annotation, cellular component: SAGA complex; transcription factor TFIID complex; SLIK (SAGA-like) complex. Gene Ontology annotation, molecular function: transcription coactivator activity; RNA polymerase II general transcription initiation factor activity. Gene Ontology annotation, biological process: transcription initiation at RNA polymerase II promoter; RNA polymerase II preinitiation complex assembly. Bases 1 to 1056 code for a protein of 351 amino acids.
AUGAAAAGUAUAAAAAAACAGAAAAAGGAACAGAACCUUGCCUACAAGAAAAAAUAUUUUGUAGUCAGGCAUGGCCAAAAUAGUACAGUGGAGAAUCCUGUGAUUAUAAAGGAAUCACUUAUUAUUCUCUCAGAUGAAUUAGUACAUAAUGCUAAGGCUGUCCAUGCUUUCACAGAUCAGCUAAAUUUUCAUAACAAUGUGAACAACAUCCAGGCAAGAAUUACCAAGACAUUCAGUAAAGCAGUACGGUCCGAGAAGGCAGCUCUUGCUACAAUAUAUGGUGCAUUAUCUGGCCUUGGAGAACUAGGAGCAGAGGUGAUAAAUGCAUUUGUACUGCCCAACCUGAAGAUGAUUGGAGAACGUGUUAAAAUGGCCCUGGAAUGUCCGGUAAUGAACAGUGCUGAUAGAAUAGCAGCAGAAAAUAUUAAGAAAAUUGCUGCAAAAUACAUACCUCCAGUUCUGAAGACCCACAGACCCUCUACAGAUACAGUUGAAGAUUACCUUAAUGAGUUUGGUUAUCUUGGACCAUUACUUCAUGCUGCAGUUGCUAAGGAAAGAUCAGCUUCAGCAUCCAGUAUAAACAUACUGCAGAAACCAACCAUACAUUUACCUCAGCAAGGAAAACCCCAUAUUCUCAUUGGAACUCCUGGUACAGUACCCGGCUCUGCCCCUCAGACACCAACUUCAGCCAGGAUUCAGCAGACCAGCAUUACAAUUCCUCGGACCCCUACAACUCCUAAUUUAACUGGAAACACUGCUCAAAAAUUUGUUAUCAUGCAGCAGCAGAGACCGGGCACGCCAGUUCAGCCUGCUGGAACUUCUCUUGUUAAAAUGCUGCCUACAACUGUACAAACUGGACAGCAAAGUGGGAUAACUCCAUCUUCAGCUGGAGGGCAGAAGGUGGUAGUGAUGUCCCUUCCACAGACUGUGUCCACACCACAACUCAAUCAGCAAAUACCAGGAACCAGUAGUGAUGUUGGAAUGAAAUCUGUCUUCACAACCGGGGACCAGACACAGACUCAAGUCUCGAUAUUGAAAACUGAACCAAACACUUGAAACUCCAGAAAUACUAUGAUGUAUAUAUAUGUUCAGAGAGAUCAUAUGGCAGCAGACUAUCUAAGAAGUUUCUGCAGUUCUUUUGUUUGUUUUGUGUUUAAAACGCGAUUUUCAACAGUAUUUCAGUCAUGUAACGGUGGGCAAUUAACCUAACCAGUGUUUCUGGAUUCUGUAUUAGUACAAACCUGUUCUCCGCAAGUAACUGCCAACUUCUUUUGUUUGUUGCAAUAUAUUACUAAAUAGCAGUUUUGUAUUGAACUAGCCCCAAGAGUUCUGUAUUGAACUAGCCCCAAGAAAAGAACUUGUAAACGAUUCUUUCCAUGUUAUUAACAGGGAGUUUGUUCUUAAUGAUUUGCACUCUGAAGUAUGAUACAAUUGGACUGGGGUCCAUUUGGCACAGGAGUUUGUUCUUCUUUCUGUUUAUUGGAAUACAAAACAAUAUCCUUUAUCCGUAUUCAUUUAUCCUUUAUAGAAAGUUGCAUUUAUCCAGUGAUUUGUUUAGGACCAACCAUAAAUAUUAUUGUUUCCCCUCCCGCAACCUAUAAUGUAUGCCAUCAUAAAAGCUUGAGUAAUGAAUGUAACAUAAGGAGAUUGAUUUAAUUCAGGGUGUUUUGUUUUGAAUACAUUAACAUACAAAGUAUGUUAUAAUAUGUUCUGUAAAACUAGCCUGUGCCUGUUUCUGUUUCAUAAUAACGCCAUAUUUUUCAGUUGUAAACAGUUUUGCAACACAUGAAUCUGCACUCUGUAUCAUCAGCUUUUCAGUCUUAAGACACUUUUUACAGUUCGAACUACAAUAUCUUUCCUAUAAAAAGUUUUGAAAUAAAUACAAUAACCAGGUAGUGGCAAUUUUUGCAGAUAGGAAGUGGGAGAGGAAACCGUGAAUAUUUCAUUUGGAAAAUGUUGUCGGGUUCUUCCCUGAAACUAGCUAUAUAUGAUAACUCUAUAUAUAUAAUUGCCUUUUAAUCACUGUUUUAGGCAACAGUUGGAAUGACGUGUUGCUCUCCCUGUCAAAUUCUCAGCAACUGUCUGUCAAAAUUUCAAUAAAAUUUAUGUUGAAACCAAUCUAAGAACAUAUUUAUUUUUUUUGCUUCACCAAGAUCCAAAAACACAUCGUUUAAAGGUAUCCAGUGUAUGAAAUAGGAAUUUCUGGUAACUGAGUUUUAAAAUUGUUAGGUGCUUAAUAAUAGAGAUAUAGAACAUCAAUUUUUCAAAGUAUCAAAUUGGAAAAUCUAGCAUUUGAAUUCUUAUUUCUUCAAAUAACCAAACAUUCAUUAACAAAUGUGUACUUUACGAAUAUCAUUUAUUCUAACACGACCCGAUUCAUUUCGCUAUUAUACAAUGAAAACUUGGGCUCUAUGAUUGUAUAACACAAGACUUAGUACUGUUUAUACAUCUUGGUAAUGUGUUAGAAACAAAAAAAGUAUAAUUUGCUUGAAUAAAA